AUGGACAUCAUCGACACGGUCGCGCUCAGGACCAGCCAUCCGGACGUGAACGGCGUCUUCGUCAGCGUGGGGGAGGGCGGCACCAACGACGUAAUGGAGCCGGCGUACCUCUCGAACCUCGCCAUGGGCAUCUACACGAUCAGGUUCAGCCCCAUGAACAGGGAGUCCAACUGGUCGCUCGACAGGGCCGGGCACGGGGAGUCGAUCGGGUACAAGGACGUGUUCAUCGUAGGCUUGGUCGACGGCUGGGUGACCCUGGGCAUCAUCGUGACCUACGCCCUGGUCUUGUUGCCGUCCAAGAACAUCGUCAACCACAUGACGCCCUACGUCCGCAUCGGCCUGCCCGUGGGACGGGAGCCGCUGGCUAAACAUGGACACGAACGGCGCGGUGUGUUGAGAGACAUGCCCAAGGCCAGGUUCAUGUACACGAUGAAGUCCGGGGACAACCUGUUGACGAAGGCCGUGGUCAGUGUCAGCGGCAUUGUUGAGGUCGCGGACAAGAGCGAGAUCUCGUGCCUGGUCUCGUUCAGGGUUAGGGUCAAGUACGCCACCACCAACACGAACCUGGCGAUCGUCGACGUCAUGGCGUCGUGCAUGUUCACGUUGACUGAGCUGUACCUCAACAACACCAUUGGCACCGCGCUGACCACGCACAUGAUCCUGUGCCUGAAGAUGUGCAAGAGGCUGAUCAAGACCUGCGUCAUGUGCAACGGCAUGAUCGCGAGCCUGGUCGCGCGCAUGGAGUACGACCCGAACAGGUACCCGAACACGCCCAUCAACGUGUGGUUGCACAACCACGCCAGGACCAACAGGAACAACGUCAGGAACAGCCUCAAGUUCAUGUUCUGCGACACGUGCAAGACCAACACGGGCACGACCCAGCCCCAGUGCGACAUCCACUACUAG
Molecule: messenger RNA, 906 nt
Organism: Fonsecaea erecta
Lineage: Eukaryota; Fungi; Ascomycota; Eurotiomycetes; Chaetothyriales; Herpotrichiellaceae
Exons: 3
Coding region: 1-906 (301 amino acids)
Source: RefSeq, a predicted model, not a curated record